Molecule: messenger RNA, 1370 nt
Organism: Scomber japonicus (chub mackerel)
Lineage: Eukaryota; Metazoa; Chordata; Actinopteri; Scombriformes; Scombridae
Exons: 4
Coding region: 111-377 (88 amino acids)
Source: RefSeq, a predicted model, not a curated record
GUCAGAUACAGUUGCUACUACAGAGUUGGAGUUGCUCUUUAGUAAUCAAGCACUGGUACCUACCACCUGUGUGACAAACAGUCUGAACAUCCAGAACCUGCCAGCACAUCAUGGGAAACUGCACUUCAGGGAUAAAGAAGAAAAGGAAAGGGGAUUCUGCAAAUGAUAAAAGCAGCACAAAUAAUAAGCCUAAUGAGGAUGUUACGUACGCCUCUAUUGACCACAGCAAUGCCCAAGGAUCGAGAAGAACCAGAUCUACCACUGACAAUGACUGUGACUAUGCCACAGUUUAUAUCCCAGCAGCACUUCAACCUGAAACUGCAUCUCAGUGCUCAUCUAAAGAUGAAUGUGCAGACGAUUAUGUACUGAUGGGGUAGUAAACAGAAACAAGAGGAAACGUUCAUCUGAGCUACAUUGUACAUAAUAUCACAAACAAGAGAAAGUGUCUAAUAUAUUGUAAUGGUGUGCAAGAAGCUUAUAGUUGAACUGCCAAUCAAAGCUUGAUCUACAAUUAGGAAAAAAAGACAAAAUCAUUCACAAACAACAAAAUUCAGCCCAGAGUCAUUUCCACUUCUGUGAUAACUCAAGCCUGAACACAGCUGUGAUGUUCCUUCCUGAAGAGGACAAACUGCCUGUAUGUGCCUGGAUGUCCUGAAAUGUCUUGACAUUAGCAACAAUCUGGAAGUAGUAGAUGUUGCUCUUGAAAAUGUUUUGCCACUCAAGAGGAUUAAUCAGUUAUACAGAUCUACCAAAACAGCAACAUUUCCAAAACAGGAAAUGCAGGGGCUUCUGACAUACGACUGCUUCUUACAUCAUAUCCUGAAUGACAGAGAAUCCUAAAGCCACUGUGUGUCCAUUUUAUAUGUGAUUAUAGCGCCUUUUAAAUUGGUCUUAUUGUAUAACUUUUUAUUUACAGAUAUAAGUCAACAGAAUCAGUAUAGUCAGAGUGUUCGCUCCUCAGAAUUGCACACCUCCUAAAUAUACUAUAAAUAGAUAUUUAAGCUUGAAAACAUCAAACCCACAACCUGAAUGACUCAGAAUCUUGGUGUAUUCAGCAACCUGAAUGACUCAGUAACUCAGGGGUCUUUCAGUAUUCAGUAUGUUGAUAUCAGUUUUCAGGGGGUGCUGGCAUGCCUUGCUGUCUGUGACAGUGUAUUUGUUAAUACUUCCACCAGAAGUAACCAAAGUCAGAAACGCUCAACUUAGAAAAUGGAAAAUUUCAGCUGCCUAGACUGGCUUUUACAAAGUAAAUGUAUGUCCAAUUUGUGCCACUGCCACAUUAUCCAGUUCAUGAUGGAGAAUGUAAUUUUUAUAUAAUUUAUGUCCACACAGCAUUUUAGAGUUUGUGCUCCUGAGAAAUACUGCAGACC